CAGCAAACCAUCCGCAUAAGAUGACGUGUCCUGGUUAACUGAACCACGGUUAUCAACUUUCAUUUUUCAUUUUUCCCCCUCUCCCCAAAAUUUUUCCGUCCCCUUCCUCCCACAAAUACAGCUCCGGCUCCCACCAACCAGCGCCGGCCACCACCAUCCAGGGGCUCCGCCUACCAUCGGGCCUUUUCGCAUUCUCUCUCUCCCCCUAAACUUUUCCCUCCCUCUUCUCCCACCCACCACCAAAUACAGCUCCCGCCACCAUCGUCAGUGUCUCCGCCCACCACGAAGUAGCGCCACCGCCCACCAUCAGGCCUUCCCUCUCUGUUUCCCCCUAAACUUUUCCCUACCUCCUCUCCCACCCACCACCACCGUCCAGUGUCUCUACCCGCCCCGAAGCAGCGCCACCUCCCACCAUCCGACCGAUCUCUCUGAACCUCACGCGGUUUGGUCACCUCCGCCCACCACCGGAUUUGUAUGAAUUUGUGUUACAAACAUGGCUGAGCGACAACUGGUGGAUCAGCAGCACCAAAUCGAUCCACAGCUGCAAUCCUCGCCGCCUGCAAGGGACGACAUGGUUGCAUGCGUGAUGGCACUAGAGGCUGCUUUGCUUCCAUGCUUGCCUGCACGAGAGCUUCAAGCUAUAGACCGUUCUCCACACCCUUCUCAUCAGAUUGAUGUGGAAAGGCAUGCAAGAGAUUUUAUGGAGGCUGCGAAGAAGCUUCAGCUGUAUUUUAUUGGCCUGCAACGUGAGGAUCAGCCAACAAAGGCAGAAACACUUAGAAAGGAGAUUGCUGUGAUGGAGGAAGAAUUGAAGAUAAAGGCUGAUCUUAUAAAGAAGCAGGAGCGACUGAUCCAAGGGUGGAGAAAAGAGUUGAAAGAACAGAUGGACAAACACAACAACGAGUUGGAGAGGGUAUAGAGUGUAGUUUGUGCAUCAUGCUCCCGGCCACUUAGCUACUUACUCCUAGGAUUGUUACUACAUGCCUCUUUCGUUCUUGUUUUUUCCUAGAAAAACAAAAUGUGCUGCUUGUGUAGCUUGUAAACCGGUCAUUAAAAAGAUUUAUUGAAUUCUGGAUGGCUAUAAAAUCCAAGUGUUGCAUGGUGC
Corylus avellana is the source of this 1105-nucleotide messenger RNA. RefSeq names its product mediator of RNA polymerase II transcription subunit-like protein. The record is from RefSeq and is a predicted model, not a curated record. Gene Ontology annotation, cellular component: mediator complex. Lineage: Eukaryota; Viridiplantae; Streptophyta; Magnoliopsida; Fagales; Betulaceae. Gene Ontology annotation, biological process: regulation of DNA-templated transcription.